UGAAAUCGCUAGCUUCCGUUUGGGUUCACAACUGCAACUGUUUGUUGAUGGUGGCAUAGCUAGCCAGCUACUGCUAUGUCAAUAUUUUGGAUUUAGCUAGCUAAAACAAAAACAUUUACGAAGAAAAUGAGUUCUGAAGGGAAUCGACAUGGGACGAAAAGACCUGGUUCUCCAAAUGAAGAUGGACCUACUCCAUGGGCAGCUGCAGAUCUGGGGGACAACGAGAGGAAGCAGAAGUUUUUGAGGUUGAUGGGCGCAGGGAAGAAAGAACACACUGGACGUCUAGUCAUUGGAGAUCACAAAUCAACAUCCCAUGUCCGCAGCGGGGCGGAGGACCUGAGGAUGAACUCUGAGCUGGAGUUGCAGUACCAGCAGGGGCUGGACGGGAAGCUGUCAGGCAGGAACAGGAGACACGUCGGACUGGGCUUUAGCGAGCCGGACCCAGCCCCACCUCCACCACCCGUAGAGGGCCAAAGCAAGGCAGAGCAACCAGCCAGUCCCAAUGCCCCAGACAGCCCCUCAGAACCCCAGGGCUCACCAGACAAACCCCCCUCACCAAACCCAGAGGACAGCACGAAAGAGGACAAGAAACACACCUUCAAAAUGGCCUUUGUGAAGUCAUCCUAAGACUGGGAGAAAAACAGUCACUUUUUUUCUAAAGUCAAACCACAGAUUUGUACAUAAGUCGUUCUUUUGUGUCUCUGCAGUACUCCCAAGCUGAUACAUGGUAACUGCGUGGUUUAAUAUGGCUUUUAUGUUUCAAUGCUGAGCAGCAAACCAGUAGUGCACUACUGAAGGAGGUAACAAUCAUUGAGACAGAUUUCCCCUGUUGUUUCCUUGUUAGGAAUUCCUGACUGAAAGAGGGACUACCGACAUGUUAUAAAUGGUUCUGAGACGAAGCUCAUGAGUUAUAAAAUGUACUUAAACUACAAAUUGAAUAUCAAUAAACUGAAGUACCACACAGUAGGGAUGAAUAUUUUCUCAAAUCUACCAAGGUGGCUAUUUCAAAGCAUUUAAAAAUAUAAUCACUAUACCAGGGUUCUCCCUGUGCUACAUUGCCGGCUUGUCUGGGCCACUAUGUGAAACUGAUAUUUAGUAAUGAUAGAGUAACUUUGAUCAGCAAUUACAUUUUUGUGAAUUGCGAAACAGGCCGUUCAGUGGAUUUCAGCAAUAGGAUAUCUCAACAGAGUGUGAACCCCGAGUAGGCUGUAGAAUCAUAACUGCAACAGCAGUCAAAUGACCAAAGAUACUAAGCUUGCUAGAAAACCUCCAACGAAUGACAUAAUAUCCUAUUUGGCAAUAUUGAGUUGAUAAUUAGCCUAUGCAGAUCAGUGCAUGAAUAAGAGAUGAGAGGAUAUUGUUAAAAUAAAAAAUCCAUAUCUACUCAUACAAUUUGAUCACAUAUCUACUGAAGCUCUCAGAUGGGCAGCAAUACGAGACAGCGCAGAAGCAUUAUAUAGAAGAGCUUUUAAAGACAGGACUGUCCAGCCAGCAAUCCCAGUUAAUGAGUUUAUUCUGAUGAUAGAAAAGGAAGCACAUUAGAUGGGCAGGACAACACUAUGUUGAUGGCUGUAGAUUUGUGAUUCGUCUAUUAGCCCCUGCUAACUUAUUUCCAUGCUAAUGCGACCAUUACAAUUAAAUGGGGAGUCAGGAUGUUGGGUUUCAGUGGGAUUGUGAUAUAGAGCCUAGGCUAUUUUCCUACGGCUACUGCGUGAGUCAAUAGAUAACUAAUACACUUGGUUUAGGCUACAUUGCAUGCUACAUGUUUCUGAUCAGUGAAAGAUGAGCAAACUAAUAAAUGAUCUACCACUUCCACUUGUCCGGCCAGAGAUCAAUUAACCAAAUAUACAGAUGGAGAUUCAGUGACAAGUCAGAGGCUUCUGUUCAGGAGUAGGACAGAAUACUCACGCGAGAAAAUCAAAAUCUACUUAUAUACAUGCUAGACACAUUUUCUGAUCAGCUAAUAUAUAAGCAAACUAGAAUAAAGAUGAUCAAUUUACCUAACAUUUCCCUCAGCCUAGUUACCAAAUAUCCAAACUGAUUCUGUGAAAACAAAAAUCUGACUGAUUGAUAUAUCUAGACAAGUCCCCCAUGCUUGUCUCAAAGCAGUGCAAAGGCUCUGUCCCAAUCAAAAAGGUGCUGAAAUGAUAAUGUAGGUGACCACACAGGACUAUUGCUUUACAUUUGUAUAACGGUUGCAUAUGAUUUAGGGAUAUACAGUAUAAGCAAGAAUUUGAUACAUGCCUUCAAUUGCAUUAGCCUAUAUUUUAAUCAUUCAGUUGAUCAUAACUAAGGUGAGUUUCUCUCCGCGCCUUUUCUAUUUCCAAUGGCUAUUUCCUCGUCUCCUCACUGUGCUGCCACCCGCCUCGUUCUCAAAACCAAUUUAAAUCAUUAUACUUAUUUUUCUAGAAAUCUGGCUUUUGUUUUGGGCUCAUUUAAUUUCUGUGAUGUCAGGCCUGGGCUCGGGCUUCAAGCUUUACGGACUUGGGUCGGACCGGGAUCUAAUUUUCAGUUCUGAUGAGAACUCAAACUGCAUUCAGAUCUGGUGUGCAGUCCAGCAAUGUGUGUUUUGAAUUGAUGGCCACUUUGUGUGAAGUAAAUAUGCCAGGCUAAAAGGAUUCCAUGCAACAACCUGUAUGGAUAAUGUGCUUUUUUGUUGUUGCCAAAUCUGCUGCGCAUGUGUAUUUUGUGGAAAUGCAUUAGUGAGACAAUGUUGUAAUUUUCCAUGUCUUGUCAUUACAUUUUUUGGGGAAAUGUUAAGAGUGAUCCCUUUAAUUGUCAAUCGCGCUAUAAAGCCGAUUUUCAGCACUAUGGCUGGAAUUGAGCCCAAAAUAAACAUUGCUCGUGUUUGAAUCGUCA
Oncorhynchus keta (chum salmon) is the source of this 2859-nucleotide messenger RNA. RefSeq names its product small acidic protein. NCBI's taxonomy places the organism in Eukaryota, Metazoa, Chordata, Actinopteri, Salmoniformes, Salmonidae. The transcript is spliced from 5 exons. The record is from RefSeq and is a predicted model, not a curated record. Bases 127 to 627 code for a protein of 166 amino acids.